Molecule: messenger RNA, 318 nt
Organism: Rodentolepis nana
Lineage: Eukaryota; Metazoa; Platyhelminthes; Cestoda; Cyclophyllidea; Hymenolepididae
Source: the annotation of a GenBank genome assembly
AUGAGUACUGUGGAAGGGGUCGAAUAUGACAUACGGUUGAGAUCACGUCUCCCAGUUAUCCCGAUUGGUUUGAAAGAGACGUACCUAAUCGAUUUCCGAUCCGCUCUCUCCUCUUUCAUCACUUCGCAUUAUCACGAGGACCCGGACAAGUAUGCCGAGGGCUUAGACAAGCUUACGGAGUAUCGAAAGAGAAUUAUGGAACCACAGAGAUCCAGUGCUGGUCUAAAAGAUUUCAGGUCCUAUUACAAUUUGCUCAAUACAAUUGAAAGAAGAUUCUUUGAUGAGUCGAUUCAUCACGGGUUUCGAUUUUCUUGGUAA